UUUUACUAGUUGAAAGAAACUUGAGAAUGGAAGCUCACUGAGUAUUUUUACUGUAAUUUAACAAAAUCACUUAUCAUAUCAUGGAUUUAGUAAAUAUAAAUCCAAAACGAAAGGUUUUGCAAGUGGUCGUAGCGAGUAUUCUGAACGAAUCGGGAUUCGAUGCAGUUGAUAAAGAUGCUUUGGAUACUAUAACAGAAAUGUUACAAUGCUGUAAGUUCUUAACGGCACAAAAGCAAACAAAUAUUCUGCAAGCUGGUGUUAAGAGUGCACACCCUCCAUAUAUACCUGUCCAUUUGCCACCGCUGCCAGAUCCUCAUGCUUAUAUAAGGACACCUACACACAAACAACCUGUAACAGAGUAUGAAGCCAUCAGAGAAAAAUCAGCGAAUCAAAAGCGGGAUAUAGAAAAGGCUUUGACAAGGUUUUUGGCCAAAACAAGUGGCACACAUUCGUUAUUUGAUAGUGAUGACAAUUCAAUGUUUCCGUUGAUAGCUUGCAAGCCUGUAUUUCCUACUUACUUGAAUCCACUUCUACCUACUGAUCAAGUAUUUGAUUUUGAGGAACUAGAAUACCAUUACCAAGUAGCAAAUCGAACUGAAGAUUUACCAGAUACAAAGAAAGAUGGAGAAAAUGAAGAAGAAGCUGAAUCUGAAAAUAAAAAUGACAGUGCUAAUACAUCUCAAAAUAGUAUCCAACAAUCUCAAAACAGUAGUAAUAUUGACAAUCCGUACUUACAGGCUGCAAAAAUACCCAAAACAAAAGAAUGAAGGAAUGUAAAAUUGAUAUUUUUUACACUAUGUAUAUAUGUUAAUAUAUAUUUUAU
Ctenocephalides felis (cat flea) is the source of this 823-nucleotide messenger RNA. RefSeq names its product transcription initiation factor TFIID subunit 8-like. Gene Ontology annotation, biological process: transcription initiation at RNA polymerase II promoter. Lineage: Eukaryota; Metazoa; Arthropoda; Insecta; Siphonaptera; Pulicidae. The record is from RefSeq and is a predicted model, not a curated record. Gene Ontology annotation, molecular function: protein heterodimerization activity. Gene Ontology annotation, cellular component: transcription factor TFIID complex.